UCUUAUACCCUCCAUUGCUUGUGGAAAAUAAUCAGAAACUCCAAGAAGAAACUAAAAAUCAUCUAUAAUCACAAUCCAGUGAAGAUCACUGUGAACAUUUAGGUGGCCAUCAAAGUCAUUGAUAAGAAGAGAGCCAAAAAGGACACCUAUGUCACCAAAAAUCUGCGGCGGGAAGGGCAGAUCCAGCAGAUGAUCCGUCACCCCAACAUCACACAGCUCCUUGAUAUCUUAGAGACGGAAAACAGCUAUUACCUGGUCAUGGAGCUGUGCCCUGGGGGCAACUUGAUGCACAAGAUCUACGAGAAGAAGCGGCUGGAGGAGUCCGAGGCCCGCAGAUACAUCCGGCAGCUCAUCUCCGCAGUGGAGCACCUGCACCGGGUUGGGGUGGUCCACAGAGACUUGAAGAUAGAAAAUUUGCUCCUAGAUGAAGACAAUAAUAUCAAGCUGAUUGACUUUGGCUUGAGCAACUGUGCAGGGAUCCUGGGUUAUUCGGACACCUUCAGCACUCAGUGUGGCAGCCCCGCCUACGCCGCGCCUGAACUGCUCGCCAGGAAGAAAUACGGCCCCAAAAUUGACGUCUGGUCCAUAGGUGUGAACUUGUAUGCCAUGUUGACUGGGACCCUGCCUUUCACAGUGGAGCCUUUCAGCCUGAGGGCUUUGUACCAGAAGAUGGUGGACAAAGAGAUGAACCCCCUCCCAACCCAGCUGUCCACAGGGUAUUCAGUCCAUAGUCACCUGGCAGAAGGGCUUGCGUUGGAGGAAGCUGUUCAUCCCUGGAAGCCAGGCAGCAGGAGAGAAGGGGCCAUCAACUUUCUCCGCUCCCUGCUGGAACCGGAUCCUGUGAAGAGGCCAAAUAUUCAGCAAGCCCUGGCAAAUCGCUGGCUCAAUGAGAAUUACACAGGCAAAGUGCCCUGUAACAUCACCUAUCCCAACAGGAUUUCCCUGGAGGACCUGAGCCCGAGUGUGGUGCUACACAUGACUGAGAAGCUGGGCUUCAAGAACAGUGAUGUGAUCAACACGGUGCUCUCCAACCGCGCCUGCCACACCCUCGCCAUCUACUUCCUCUUAAACAAGAAACUCGAGCGCUACCUGUCAGGGAAAUCUGACAUCCAGGACAGUGUCUGCUACAAGAACCAGCUCUACCAGAUGGAAAAGUGCAGGGCCACCAAGGAGCCCUAUGAGGCCUCCCUGGACACCUGGACAAGAGACUUUGAAUUCCACGCUGUGCAGGACAAAAAGCCCAAAGAACAAGAGAAAAAAGGGGAUUUUCUUCAUCGGCCGUUUUCCAAGAAGCUGGACAAGAACUUGCCCUCACACAAGCAGCCCUCCUCGGCCUCACUCAUCACACAGAUCCAGAACACCAAAGCCCUGCUGAGGGACCGGAAGGCCUCCAAGUCCAGCUUCCCCGACAAAGAUUCCUUCGGCUGCCGCAGUAUUUUCCGCAAGGCCUCCAAUUCCAAUUGUGUGGCCUCUUCUUCCAUGGAAUUCAUCCCCAUCCCGCCUCCCAGGACCCCUAGGACCCUAAAGAAACAGGACUCCCAUCAGCAAGGGCCUGGGAUCACCAGCAUCCCCCCCAGGGAAGACCCCCUGAUGCUAGACUUGGUGCGCUCCUUCGAGUCUGCCGAUCGUGAGGACCACAUAGAACUCCUGUCCCCGUCCCAUCGCUAUAGGAUCCUGAACUCACCAGUGAGCUUGGCUCACAGGAAUUCCAAUGAGCGGAUACUGUCCCCAGGGCUGCUGACUGGAAGCACAUCACCUCUCCAAACUCCUUUGCACCCCACUCUGGUCUCUUUUGCUCACGAAGAUAAGAACAGCCCCCCAAAAGAGGAGGGAGUGUGCUCUCCACCUCCAGUUCCCAGCAAUGGCCCCUCACAGCCUCUUGGGAGCCCCAACUGUGUGAAGAGCCGGGGGAGGUUCCCCAUGAUGGGCAUCGGACAGAUGCUUCGAAAGCGCCACCAGAGCCUGCAGCCCUCGGUGGAGAGGCCCCCGGAGGCCAGCAUGCCCCGUUGCAGCCCGCAGCCCCCAGCAGCCUCUCCUUUGACCUGGCUGAUGGGCCCAAGGGCCAGUGUUAACCUGGACCAGCGAGAUUCUGGAUCUCUGUGAGAAAAGCAAUGGAACAGAGCUCCGCACAUCUAUCAGGGUGUGAACAAAGACCUCUUCUACACCUGUUGUGCAACCUCCCAACCAUGGGGCAGUCCAAAUCCACACACCCAAAGCCUGCACAGCCCAACCUCACCUAGGGACUCCUGAGAUGCUGGAAAUCCCCAGAAGGCCUGGUUGCCGGGGCAGCCACUUCGGUUUCAGACCGUCCUUUCUCCCACCCACUCCUCCACUCUUCUUCUGUCUCCCACUGCUGGGCUCAAGGCUGAAAACCAGGCAGCCGACGAGACUGAUCCCGACCGUGACAGCUGUUUCUUUACUUUCUGCUGUGCGCAAGCUUCUCAGCGACCACUUUCUGUUCAGCAGUGGGUCCGAGCCUCAGAGGGACCAGCAGCACCCAAGGUCUGUUCACCGAGGCCGUGUAGCUGAUGGCUUUGGAGUGAAGCUGCCUUUUUCUUGGUAACUAACAGCGAAUCUCUGCAGCUGACCCGGAGUGCUGGAUUCCAGGAACCUGAAAAACGUGGAGCAGAUCCUCAGACUAAAGAUGGAACAGUCUGGACCUUGAUGGAAGAGAACAGCUAAA
This is a messenger RNA of Fukomys damarensis (Damara mole-rat), 2683 nucleotides long. RefSeq names its product hormonally up-regulated Neu-associated kinase (gene Hunk). The transcript is spliced from 12 exons. Gene Ontology annotation, cellular component: cytoplasm. The record is from RefSeq and is a predicted model, not a curated record. Bases 190 to 2103 code for a protein of 637 amino acids. Gene Ontology annotation, biological process: protein phosphorylation; intracellular signal transduction. Gene Ontology annotation, molecular function: protein serine/threonine kinase activity; ATP binding. NCBI's taxonomy places the organism in Eukaryota, Metazoa, Chordata, Mammalia, Rodentia, Bathyergidae.